GCUGUGUAAGCUGUGAGUACGGAACCUGGGUCACCUGGAAAAGCGGCAAGCACUCUUGGCACUGAGCCAGACCUUCCUAGAGAGAAGGACACAGGCCCAUGUCAGAAGUGAGGAGACUUGGUCAGGGAUCAAGGGUUGGGAUAUGAUUUAGUAGGUUUCUUGGCUAAUAUGGGGCUGGACAGACCAAGGACAGGACCAUCGUCAAAGUGGGGUCUCAUGGAGAAGAGUAUUGAGGAGUAACUUUUUCUCACUGUUUUGUAAAACUGUGUCUCUGGCUGGGUGGUGGCGGCACAGGCUUUUAAUCCCAGCGUUCCAGAGGCAAAGCCAGGUAAAUCUGAGUUCAAGGACAGCCAGGGCUACGCGGAGAAACAGUGUCUCAACAAAACGAAAACUUGGUCUCCUACUGUCUAAAUUAUUCUCCACCUACCCCACCCCACAAGAUGUUGGAUUUCUGACCCUUCCUCUGCCACUCAAAUGAGACUGCAGGCAUGGUGCUGGGGAUGGAGCUCAGAACAUCGUGCAUCCUUGCAAACGCUACCAGCUGAGCCGCAGCCUGAGUCUUUUCACCAAAUACUGUUCAAGGAAGGCUUGUGAGGAGGGGGGUACUUGGGCUACAUGAGACCAGGAGCUUCAAGUCUGGGUGCCUGCAGGCUCCGAGUGCAGGUGUGUGCCUGCAGAAACUUAAGGCUUCCAGGCCCUUUGCCCACAGACCUCACUCUUCCGCCCGGCCCUGCCGUCCUGCCCUUCGUUUCCGCCCUCAUCUCGCACAUCCAAUCGCAGAGGCCUCAGCGGUUCCGCUUGCCGCUCCAACAAAUCAUGACUAGGAGGUUCCACCACUACGACCAUUCAGAGCGAGGCCAUCCUUGUACAAUGGCCAAUAGGAACGUAGGAUCAUAGGCCUAGUGGGCCGGACUGCGGCCAAAGGACAUGCGCGAUUCAGGCGGCCAAUGGCCCGCGGCGCGUCGGUUGUGGAUUUGCAGCUGCUCCCCGCGGCAGUGGGGCGGGGUCCAGGGUCCGAGCCUGAGUACCCUGCAAAGGACACUUUCCACUGAGCCUUUGAAGUAGCCACUGGUUACUCUCCUACCGCGUGUGGAAACUGGCCCGGAGAGGAGACAAGUACCGGCAGAUCCGACUUUCAGGGCUCUAACACGCAGUGAAUGGUGGCAGCUAUGCCACUGUGUGGGCGGAGAGCCAUGUCGGAAGACAGCAGGGCAGAUGGCACUGAAGCUCAGCCCCUGGUACCCACAGAAAGCUUGAUGGUGCUGCUGCACUGGGCUGGGCCGGAGGGCGGGGAGCCUUGGGUCACCUUCAGCCAGAGGUCUCUGACUGCCGAGGACAUCUGCAUCCAGAUUGCACACAAAGUCGGCAUCACUCCACCCUGCCUGAAUCUCUUUGCCCUCUAUGAUGCACAGGCCAAGGUCUGGCUGCCCCCAAACCACGUCCUAGACACAUCCCGAGAUGUGAGCCUACGGCUGUAUUUCCGAAUGAGGUUUUACUUCCGGAACUGGCACGGCAUGAGUCCCCAAGAGCCAGCUGUGUACCGAAGUGGUUCCCCGGGGUCAGAGCAGGGUGUGCAGCUCUUGGACUCUGCCUCAUUUGAAUACCUCUUUGAGCAGGGAAAACAUGAGUUCAUGAAUGAUGUGGUGUCUCUGCGGGACCUGUCUAGUGAGGAAGAGAUCCAUCACUUUAAGAAUGAGAGCUUGGGCAUGGCCUUUCUGCACCUCUGCCACCUUGCUCUCUGCCGCGGUGUCCCCCUGGAGGAGAUGGCCAGAGAGAUCAGCUUUAAGAACUGCAUCCCUCGUUCCUUCCGCCAGCACAUCCGUCAACACAAUGCGCUCACGCGCCUGCGUCUCCGCAGAGUCUUCCGGCGAUUCCUGCGGGCCUUUCGGCCUGGCCACCUCUCCCAGCAGGUUGUGAUGGUUAAGUACUUGGCCACCCUGGAGCGGCUGGCUCCUCGAUUUGGCUCAGAACACAUACCGGUGUGUCAUCUGGAGGUGCUGGACCAGCCUGAGAGGGACCCCUGCUACAUUCAGAACAGUGGGCAGACUACUGGGGACCCAGGCCCAGAGCUGGCCACCAGGCUUCCCACCCACGAGGUACUGGUGACAGGCACCAGAGGUAUCCAGUGGCGUCCAGUACAGAUCCAGGAAUCUGCUAGAGGUAACAGCAGAGGGAAUCCCCAAGGCAACCGAUCUGGAAAGAAAGUCAAGGCCCCUGAGGUUGCCGAGCAGCUGGCCAAAGGUCCUGGGGAGCCAUCCUGGACCUACUUCUGCGACUUCCAGGACAUCUCCCACGUGGUGCUAAAGGACUGUCUCGUGCGCAUCCACCUUCAGGACAACAAGUGCUUGUUGCUGUGCCUCCGUUCCCAGGCUGAAGCCCUGUCCUUUGUGGCCCUGGUGGAUGGCUAUUUCCGCUUGACCGCCGACUCCAGCCACUACCUGUGCCAUGAGGUGGCACCCCCACGGCUGUUGACCAGCAUCCAGAAUGGCAUCCAUGGGCCCCUGAUGGAUCCAUUUGUGCAAGCCAAGCUGUGGCCGGAGGAUGGCCUCUACCUGAUCCAGUGGAGCACCAGCCACCUCCACCGCCUGAUCCUCACUGUGGCCCAUCGAGACUCAGCUCCCAACAGCGGCCCCAAAGGUCUGCGCCUCCGAAAGUUCCCCAUCACCCAGCAACCUGGAGCCUUUGUGCUAGAUGGCUGGGGUCGCUCCUUCGACAGCGUGGGGGACCUUCGGACCGCCUUGCAGGGCUGCUCGCUGCGGGCUGGUGAAGACUGCUUCCCUUUGCACCACUGCUGCCUGCCCCGGCCAGGAGAAAUCUCCAACCUCUUGGUCAUGCGGGGGUCCAGUGCCCACACCCGGCCUCUCAACCUCAGCCAGCUCAGCUUCCACAGAGUUCACCAGGAUGAAAUCACGCAGCUGUCCCACUUGGGUCAAGGCACGAGGACCAAUGUUUACGAGGGCCUUCUAAGAGUGGGAGGCCCUGACGAAGGCAAAACCGACAGUGGAUGCCCUCCUGAGCCUGGCGGGGGCAGUGGGCAGCAGCUCCGAGUGGUGCUUAAAGUCCUGGACCCCAGUCACCAUGACAUCGCCUUGGCCUUCUAUGAAACAGCCAGCCUCAUGAGCCAGGUGUCACACAUGCACCUGGCUUUCCUGCAUGGUGUCUGCGUGCGUGGCUCAGAGAAUAUCAUUGUGACAGAGUUCGUAGAACACGGUCCCCUGGAUGUGUGGUUACGGCGACACAGGGGCCGAGUGCCUAUGACCUGGAAGAUGAUUGUGGCUCAGCAGCUGGCCAGUGCCCUCAGCUACCUGGAGGACAAGAAUUUGGUUCACGGGAAUGUAUGUGGCCGGAACGUCCUGCUGGCGCGGCUGGGGCUAGAGGAGGGUACCAGCCCCUUCAUCAAGUUAAGUGAUCCUGGCGUGGGCCAAGGUGCCCUCUCCAGGGAGGAGCGGGUGGAACGCAUCCCCUGGACAGCUCCUGAGUGCCUGUCUGGAGAGACCAGUAGCUUGGGUACUGCCACGGACAUGUGGGGUUUUGGUGCCACCCUUCUUGAGAUCUGCUUUGAUGGGGAUGCACCCCUGCAGGGUCGUCGUCCCUCCGAGAAAGAACGAUUCUACACAAAGCAGCACCAGCUGCCCGAGCCCUCAUGCCCGGAGCUGGCCACACUCACCCGCCAGUGCCUGACCUACGAACCAGCACAGCGGCCAUCAUUCCGCACCAUUUUGCGGGACCUCACCAGGCUGCAGCCACAGAAUCUAGUGGGUAUCUCGGCUGUGAACUCAGACUCAGCAGCAUCAGACCCCACGGUUUUCCACAAACGUUAUUUGAAAAAGAUCCGGGAUUUGGGCGAGGGUCACUUUGGCAAGGUCAGCCUGUACUGCUAUGAUCCAACCAAUGACGGCACUGGCGAGAUGGUGGCUGUGAAAGCCCUUAAGGAGGGGUGUGGUCCCCAGCUCCGCUCAGGCUGGCAGCGGGAGAUCGAAAUCCUGCGGACCCUGUACCAUGAACAUAUUGUCAAGUACAAAGGCUGCUGUGAGGACCAAGGUGUGCCAGGCCAUGGAGAGAAGUCUGUACAGCUGGUCAUGGAAUACGUCCCCCUGGGCAGCCUUCGGGACUACCUGCCCCGGCACAGCGUUGGGCUGGCUCAGCUCCUGCUCUUCGCCCAGCAGAUCUGCGAGGGCAUGGCCUACCUGCACGGGCAACACUACAUUCACCGAGACCUAGCCGCGCGCAAUGUGCUUCUGGACAAUGACAGGCUGGUCAAGAUUGGAGACUUUGGCUUAGCCAAGGCAGUGCCUGAAGGCCACGAGUACUACCGCGUUCGCGAGGACGGGGACAGCCCGGUGUUCUGGUAUGCCCCGGAAUGUCUGAAGGAGUGCAAAUUUUACUAUGCGUCAGAUGUCUGGUCUUUCGGGGUGACCCUGUACGAGCUGUUGACCUCCUGUGACGCUAGGCAGAGCCCCCCCACGAAAUUCAUGGAGCUCAUCGGCGUCACCCAGGGCCAGAUGACCGUGCUGAGGCUCACGGAGCUGCUGGAGCGAGGAGAGCGGCUGCCUCGGCCUGACAGGUGUCCGUGUGAGAUCUAUCUCCUCAUGAAGAACUGCUGGGAGGCAGAGGCCUCCUUCCGACCCACGUUCCAGAAUCUUGUGCCUAUCCUCAAGACAGCCCAGGAGAAGUACCAAGGCCAGGUGCCUUCAGUGUUCAGUGUGUGCUGACGGUCAAGGGUGUCGGGAUAGAUGGGCCCCACAGAGAAGCCUCCACACGCUCUACACCUUAAUCUUGCCCGGAAACCCCUACCAGUGAACGGACAACUUUUCCUUCCUUGACCAUGAACCUGAAAGGACCCUGGAUGUGCAAAAGGGCCAAGUGGAUCCUCGAGUCUUUCAUUUGGGUCUGUCCAUCGUCACAGUGGAGACCCAUCAACUUUACCAGCUGGGAGGAAACUGUUUGCUUUGCUGGACGCCCGAGGGCUUUGGGGUCCAUAUUCAGCAAGGUGGCACGGCUGGUGUGCAGAUAGAAUGAGACUUCAGAAGAGGCUGGACACUUCUGAUCACCCCUCAACCACCAGCCAAGCUGGGAUGUGACUGGCAAAGCCCAUGCUUAGCAGCAGGGAAGACCUGGGUUCCUUCCCUAGCAACCAAGCCACUAGCUAGAUCAGUUCCCAAUAGACAGAAGGCACCCGAUAACUGCUUGCUGGAGGCUGGGGAGAUGGCUCAGUCAGUGAAGCACUUACAGAAGUGCUUGCUUUGCAAGCAUGAGGAUGUGAGUUCAAUUCCCAGCUUGUCCCAGUACUGGGGAGGAAGAGACAGAAGCUCCCUGGGCUCACUGACCGGCAGCUUAGUCCGUUCAGUGACACAGCCAGUGAAAGUCCCUGCCUCCAAACAGGGUGUGACAGUACCCCAGGAAGAGUACCCAGAGUUGUCCCCCGAACUCUGCACAAACACAUGGCCACACACCUGCAUAUGCACUUGCCUACACACUCACAGGAGGGCCAUGUGUCACACAUGGAGGUACUGUGUGACCUCAGGUAAAUGUCUUGAUCUCUGGGCCUCAUGUCUCAACUAUGAGGAUGGUCAGCCUUUCUACCUCAUAGGACUGAUGAAGAGAGAGCACUGACGGGUGUGCUGAGACUGCUUAGGAGGAGACACAGAUAAGUGUUCAAUAAAUGUUUAUUGCCAUUC
Alexandromys fortis (reed vole) is the source of this 5678-nucleotide messenger RNA. It is a transcript of the gene Tyk2, whose product is annotated as tyrosine kinase 2. The transcript has 24 exons. Bases 1158 to 4712 code for a protein of 1184 amino acids. Gene Ontology annotation, cellular component: cytosol; membrane; cytoskeleton. NCBI's taxonomy places the organism in Eukaryota, Metazoa, Chordata, Mammalia, Rodentia, Cricetidae. The record is from RefSeq and is a predicted model, not a curated record. Gene Ontology annotation, biological process: intracellular signal transduction; cell differentiation; cytokine-mediated signaling pathway. Gene Ontology annotation, molecular function: ATP binding; growth hormone receptor binding; non-membrane spanning protein tyrosine kinase activity.